Macadamia integrifolia is the source of this 1672-nucleotide messenger RNA. RefSeq names its product serine carboxypeptidase II-2. Gene Ontology annotation, cellular component: vacuole. Lineage: Eukaryota; Viridiplantae; Streptophyta; Magnoliopsida; Proteales; Proteaceae. Gene Ontology annotation, biological process: proteolysis. The record is from RefSeq and is a predicted model, not a curated record. Bases 125 to 1516 code for a protein of 463 amino acids. Gene Ontology annotation, molecular function: serine-type carboxypeptidase activity. The transcript is spliced from 10 exons.
GACCAUGAGCAAUUACAUGAGCCCACGUUGAUGUUGCCCAGUUGCCCAGUUGCCCACUAUAAAAUGAUUACUAUCCUAUACCCAGAAGAGCAAUUUCCUGGUAGCACCUCUCUACCUUAAACAGAUGGAGAGUUGGAAAUGGGUUUUCGUUCUUCAUCUCUUCUUCUUCCUAGUUCAGCUGCAAACUGGCAGCUCUACUACCCAACAAGAGCUGGAUAAGAUUCUUGAGCUUCCAGGUCAGACCUUUAAUGUGAACUUUUCUCAAUAUUCUGGGUAUGUCAAUGUGGCGUCUGGGAGGAAUCUGUUCUAUUGGUUGAUUGAAGCUGCUGAAGAACCUUCCACAAAGCCCCUUGUUCUUUGGCUCAAUGGAGGGCCUGGAUGUUCUUCAAUUGCUUAUGGGGAGGCUGAGGAAAUUGGUCCAUUUCAUAUUAAGCCAGAUGGAAAGACCCUUUAUCUGAAUCCUUAUUCUUGGAACCAAGUGGCAAACAUCAUCUUUCUUGACUCCCCAGUUGGUGUUGGAUUUUCCUACUCGGACAACUCCAAUGAUAUUCUGAUCAAUGGAGAUAAACGGACUGCUGAGGACUCGUUGGUAUUUCUGCUUAAGUGGUUUGACCAAUUUCCACAAUAUAUAGGAAGGGAAUUCUACAUCACUGGAGAAAGCUAUGGAGGACAUUAUGUUCCUCAGCUUGCCCAAGCCAUUGUAAGGUACCAGCUGGCAACUAAGACAGAUAGAAUUAAUCUUAAAGGAUAUAUGGUGGGAAAUGCUCUGACCAAUGAUUUCACCGAUCACAUGGGAAUUUUCCAAUUUAUGUGGUCUGCUGGUUUGAUAUCUGACCAAUCCUACAACCUUCUGAACCGCUAUUGUGACUUCGAAUCAUUUAUUCACUCCUCAGACCAGUGUAAUAAGAUUCUGGAUAUUGCAAACGAAGAAGUUGGAAACAUUGAUCCAUAUAGCAUCUAUACUCCUGCCUGCACUGGCAAUUAUAGCUCAUCCAGUAGGCUGCUGAAGAGACUGUUUAAGGUUGGUCGCAUCAGUGAAAAGUAUGAUCCAUGCACUGAGGCACACUCAACUGUAUAUUUUAAUUCACCUGAGGUUCAGAAGGCACUUCAUGUUAAGCCAGAAGCUGCACCUUCUAAAUGGGAGACUUGCAGUGACUUGGUUAAUACUAACUGGAAGGACUCUCCCACGUCAGUGCUGGACAUUUAUCGCGAACUUAUGCCUUUGGGGCUUCGUAUUUGGAUAUUCAGCGGAGAUACAGAUGCUGUUAUACCAGUUACAUCCACCCGGUACACCAUAGAUGCUCUUAAGCUUCCAACUGUGACUCCUUUUCAUGCUUGGUACGAUGAUGGACAGGUUGGAGGAUGGACACAGCAGUACGCGGGUCUCACAUUUGUAUCAGUGAGAGGAGCAGGUCAUGAGGUCCCUCUGCAUAGACCCAAACUGGCUCUGACUCUUAUCAAGUCCUUCUUGUCGGGAAGUCAAAUGCCGACCCUAGCUGCGCAUAGCGAUUCGUGAAAAAUUCGACAAUUCAGCAAUGCCAUGUUCAUAGAUCCGAUCAACAUUAAUUUUUUUUUUCUAAAUCUAAUUGCAUGCGGUCGGUGAUCCAUCAUGUUCUGAAGGAUACUUUAUGACAAUCAUUUGAUUAAAGAGUUGUCUUGGGACUUUUGCUCA